AUGUCUACCGACGAGCUCAAAGCACUAUCAUGGCCUUUCCCAAACCCAAAGUACAUUUUCUUCACCGACUUCGACGGCACGAUCACGCUGCAGGACAGCAAUGAUUACAUGGUACGCAAGUUCCAGAAGCCAGGAAGUAUGGACGAGGUUGACCGACAACGACAGACAGACAACUUAGGCUUUGGUGGCGAGAAGCGACGACAGGGCAAUAAAGAUGUCCUCGACAACAAGGAGUCGUUCCGCGAUUCCUUCCGCAAAAUGAUGGACUCGAUCAAAACCCCUUUCCCAGAAUGCGUCGAGUACCUAGUCCAAAACAUCCAGCUCGAUCCCCAUUUCAACGAGUAUUUCCAAUGGUCGCUCAAGAACAACAUCCCAACCGUCGUGCUGUCCGGUGGCAUGUACCCCGUCAUCCGAGCCAUCCUCGACAAUCUCGUCGGCAAGGACGCCGAUAAAAUCGAGAUUGUAUGCAAUGAAGCUAUUGCGAGGGAAGGGAAGAAGAUUGAUGAGGAGGGGGGUUGGCAGAUUAAGUAUCAUGAUGAGAGCGGCUUCGGCCACGACAAGUCUUUGACCAUCCGACCGUACGCAAAUCUGCCAGCGGGAAAACGACCAACACUCUUCUACGCUGGCGACGGCGUCUCAGAUCUCUCGGCAGCCAGCGAAACCGACCUCCUUUUUGCUAAGAAAGGACGAGAUCUCGUCGAAUACUGCGUCAAGAAGGAUGUGCCUUUCACGCUCUUCGAAGACUGGUCUUCGAUCCAUCAGAAGGUGCAGGAGAUCGUGGAAGGCCAGACGACUGUCAAGGAUGCCGCGCACGAGGGCUGGGAGAUGUAUAAGAACGGUCAAGCGGGACUGAAUGGCAAGGCGAAGUAA
This is a messenger RNA of Recurvomyces mirabilis, 870 nucleotides long. RefSeq lists its product as uncharacterized. The transcript is spliced from 4 exons. NCBI's taxonomy places the organism in Eukaryota, Fungi, Ascomycota, Dothideomycetes, Mycosphaerellales, Teratosphaeriaceae. The record is from RefSeq and is a predicted model, not a curated record. Bases 1 to 870 code for a protein of 289 amino acids. Gene Ontology annotation, molecular function: phosphatase activity.